Molecule: messenger RNA, 1396 nt
Organism: Epinephelus moara (kelp grouper)
Lineage: Eukaryota; Metazoa; Chordata; Actinopteri; Perciformes; Serranidae
Gene: mad2l1bp
Product: MAD2L1 binding protein
Exons: 3
Coding region: 37-1209 (390 amino acids)
Biological process (GO): regulation of exit from mitosis
Cellular component (GO): nucleus
Source: RefSeq, a predicted model, not a curated record
CAGUGCGGCCAACACCCGGCGGGGACAUUCAAAAUCAUGGCAGAAGACCCUAAUAUAAUAAAGCUAACAUCUAACUCAGAAUGCGCGGAACAUACGUCCACGAUUACCGGCGGAGACACCGGGAUAACGAGGCGCCUGUCGUUUCCGUCAGAGCCGAAUAUGACUUGUAAAGUCCUGUCGUUACAAAAUGUUCCCGAAGACUCAAACUCACACCGACCGUCUGCGGAAGUAGCCGAACAGCUCUCACCACGGGCCGUAAACACAAGCGUAAAAGCGAAAAAUGAAACGGAAUUGAAAGAUGCCUCCACUGAAAAUCGACUCAACUCAAAACAGCAUAGUGUGAUUAACACUGAAGACAAGGAAAACAUCAUUAUAUCCUCCACAAGCAGCACUCCAGAAAACACCCAAGACGAGGACACUUCUGGUCAGAGGACUUUGUCGGAUUCCAGCGUGACUGCCAGUAAACAACACAGUGACAGAGAGGACAGUGAUUCUGAGGUGAUGAGAAGAGCGCGGGAGGAAGGCCGUGUGAACGUGGUUUUCCCUGGCACUGUGACUCAGGAAGGCUGCUGCCGCUUCGUCAGCGAGAUCCUCAAAUGCAUUCUCUACCAGAGACAGCAACUGCCCAUGACGUACGACCAGCUGGUUUACUCCCAGAAGAAAGAGCAAGCCACGAUGCAGGAUAAAGACACAGUGAGUCGGAGACCACCGCAGUCUGCAGACAUGGACGGGCGCAAGUGUCAACAGACUCUUCAGGAGCUAGAGGAGGUGCUGCAGCAACUGGAGGUGCUUUUUUCCCUUAGCAAGGUGCCCCGUGUGCUGCUGCUGAUGGGUGGCUCCCUCGUCCUCCCCAAAGAGUUGUAUGAGAUCAACAUGGAGGAUCUGGUAUUGGCUGGUGGUGAUCAGUGUCUACGGGUGUCCUCAUGCUUAAGGCAACUCUUCCGCACUCUUUUUGUGGCUGACCUUUUGUCUGACACCAGACCCGUUCGUUUAAUGCCCACCACAGUCAUGGCACUGGCUCACAGGGAUUGCGGUGUAGGUUGGUUCCGCCCUAAACUGCAAUUUAAAGUGCCAACCCGUGUAAAGAAUCAAACUAUAGCUCUGUCUACUGAUCCCAGCACCUGUAAGGAAUCAAGGGCACAGGGGUCAGACUGGCAGGAUUAUGUGUGGUUUCAGGCUCCAAUGACUAUCAAGGGCUUUGGCAAAUGACCCAGACAGUUGGGGAGCACAUAAUCUGAGCUUGGAGCUCUUUAUCUGGAGCAUGUAUACUACAGUACUAUAACAUUUUAAUGAUGGUUAAUGUGAAUUUUGAACUUGAAUUUUGAAUUGUCCGUAUUUUAAUGAAUUAUGAGUUACAUUUUUUUCUACUUGCAAUUAAAAGUGUCACUUAAAACAA